Molecule: messenger RNA, 3261 nt
Organism: Ipomoea triloba (trilobed morning glory)
Lineage: Eukaryota; Viridiplantae; Streptophyta; Magnoliopsida; Solanales; Convolvulaceae
Product: protein SMAX1-LIKE 4-like
Exons: 3
Coding region: 238-3099 (953 amino acids)
Source: RefSeq, a predicted model, not a curated record
UAAACCAUUAACCAUCCUUGUUUAAAAACCCCCAAAGCCAUAUCAUACUAGCCUACCAUUUCAUCUCUUCUCAAAACAUACAUAGAUAGAUACACAUAAUAUAGAAGCAGUGUGGGUUUUGGGUGGUUGUGAGAUACAUAGAAUUGUAUAAAGACACAGAAGAUCGGAGAAAGAUAGGUCGCCGUAGUAGUGAUCCAGAGCGGGGGGGUGUUGGGGGGUGGGGCGUGGGGCUAAGUUAUGCGAACGGGAGCUUGCGCGGCGGUGCAACAGACCCUCACCACAGAGGCUGCUUCAGUGCUGAAGCACUCUCUAAGCUUAGCGAGGAGACGGGGCCAUGCACAAAUCACCCCUCUCCACGUGGCGGCUACCCUUUUGAGCUCUAGAUUUAGCCUUCUCAAACGGGCCUGCCUCAAAUCCCAGCCCUCGUCCUGCUCCUCCUCCUCCUCCCACCCGCUUCAGUGCCGAGCUCUAGAGCUCUGCUUCAAUGUGGCACUCAACCGCCUCCCGGCCUCCCCGGCCCCGCUCCUCCACGGCCAGCCCUCGCUGUCCAAUGCGCUGGUGGCCGCCCUCAAGCGGGCGCAGGCCCACCAGCGUAGGGGCUGUAUCGAGCAGCAGCAGCAACAGCAGCAGCAGCCGCAUUGGGUCAUCAAGGUGGAGGUCGAGCAGCUGGUGUUGUCCAUAUUGGAUGACCCUAGUGUGAGCCGAGUGAUGAGAGAAGCCGGGUUCUCUAGCACGGCCGUGAAAGCCACCCUGGAGGAGCUCUCCUCCUCCGUCUCCUCCGUUUUCCAGGCCUACAAUAGCUCCGGCGGCGGAAUCUACUCCACCCCGAGCUCCCCGCCGACCCAAAUCUAUAAAUUCCCCGAAGAAGACUUAAACGUCGUCAACGCCGUGGUCCACGUCCUGCUCGGCGGCCCGCGGAGAAACGUCGUCAUAGUCGCCGACUCCCCGGCCGCCACGCACGGAGUCUUCAAUGACCUGAUGGGGAAGGUGGAGCGGGGGCAGGUCCCGGAGGAGCUCAAAUCCGCUCACUUCAUCAAAUUCCAAUUCUCCACCGCCCCGCUGGCGCUGAUGAGGAGGGAGGAGGUGGAGACCAACAUGGCGGAGCUGAAGAGGAAAGUUGAAUCACUUGCCGGCGGGAGGGGAGUGAUUAUCUACACUGGGGAUCUCAAGUGGACGGUGGACAACACCGUAGCCUCUACCUGUGCGUACAACCCGGUAGACCACCUGGUUGCCGAGAUUGGGAGAUUGCUUUCUUCGUGUACUAAGGUUUGGUUGGUCGGGACCGCAAAUUUUCAAACCUAUAUCAAGUGUCAAAUGAGACAACCUCCUCUUGAUCUUCUCUGGGCUCUUCAACCUGUUUCUGUUCCCUCCGGCUCCGGUGGUCUAUCUCUCAGCCUCAAUGCUACCACCUGCUUCCAAGAUUUAAAGAUGGCAAUACCACAAAACCAAUCAAACAAGAAGGAAGAAGAAGUUGUGCUCACAUGUUGCCCAGAAUGCACCUCCAACUAUGCAAGAGAAGCUGGAUUAAACCAAAAAAGUUUUGAAACCAAAGGGGGCUCAGACAAGCCUUUAGCCCAGUUGCCUGAUUGGCUCAUCCCACAGGCUCCUCACCAAAAGGACGAAUGGGGUGAACUGAGGAGGAAAUGGAACAGGAUAUGCGAGAGUCUUCACCAUCAAACCAGAAACUCAGUAAUUUGCAAGCAAGGGAAGAGUUUGUUGUACACUACUACUACUGGUUCAAUUUAUCCACCAGGGUGGGGUAAUGACGAGUCCUUGUUGUGUGAUUCUCCAGUUGUGAAGUCUAAUCUGGGCGCGAGCUGUGUGCCACGCUUCAGGAGACAACAAUCUUGCCACAUCGAGUUCAGUUUCAGCAAUUCCAAGAAUAAUAAUAAUCAGCCAAACCUGGACAGUCUCAGAUCCGAGGGGGAAGAUAAUAAGGAAGUGAAAAUCUCUCUUGCACUCGGGAAUUCCCCUAUCCCUAUCCCUAUCCCAGAAAAGGAUUUGGUGAUCAGCAAUGAGUUACACGAAAACCUGCCAUGGCAAUCCCAGGAUUCGCUCUCGGCUAUUCGUGAAACACUGAUGGGGAUCCAGAAUAGCGGCAAGAAACAGGAGUGGCUGCUAAUCCGGGGGAAUGAUAUGGUUGGGAAACGGAGAUUGGCUCGUGUGAUAGCCCAUUCCAUCCUUCUUUCUUCUCAUCUUCUUUGCUUGAACAUGAGAAGAAUAAGGAAAGGAAGCUCCCCCAAUUCCCCUAAUCACACUGAAUCACUUGAAAUGGGGAUAAGGAAUCAUCCCAGAAUUGUUGUUCUCGUGGAGAGCGUUGAUCUGGCCGAUCCUCACUUGCUAAAAUUUCUAGCAAAUAGUCUCCACAACGGAAUUUCUUCUUCUUGCCAUGCCGUGUUCGUCUUAACCAUCAACGACGAUGAUCAGUCUAACCGGGAUAAUGACGAGGAUUACACAAUCCCAAUCCCAAUGAAGCUGCUCAUAAAUGAAACACCAAACAAAGAUCUCAAGCGCAGAGCGGAAUGGGGGGAUAUGGAUUUGCAAAUUAGCAAGAGAAAGAGCCAAAUUAGAAGAACAAACACAAACAAUUUGGCAAUGCCACCUGCCAAGACCCUUGAUCUCAACAUAAAAGCCGAGGACGAGGAUGACGAGGAAGAGGAGGAGGACAAGGCAGCAGGCGACUCGAGCCCCAUUUCAAGCGACCUGACUCGCGACAGCAGCCCGAACGAUCCCUUAGGAUUCCUGGAAACCAUAAAAAACCAGGUGGUUCUCAACAAGGACUCAUCACAAGAACAGAAGGCAAAGGACAUGUUUUCCUCCAGGAUUAAGCAGUCCCUGGAACAAGUCCUGGGAGGAGACAAGAACACGGGCGUGGUGGACGAAAACCUAACAGAGGAGCUUCUGCAGGGCUGCGGGGAUUUCCUCAAUAGCUUGUUUGAGAAAUGGCUGAAAGACGUUCUUCAAACGAGCUUGCAAAACAUGUUGGAUGAUCAUAGGAAAGAGGGUGUAAGUAAUGUUAGGCUUUGUUUGGGAGAGAAAGGGGGGGAUACGUUUUUCCAGGAUGGCUUCAUGGGUACAUGUCUUCCCAAGAAGAUUUGAUUUUUCCAUUAUGCAUUGAUGGAUUAAGAGAUCUCUCUUGUGAAGGAAAUGCAUGCCCAAUGAGCUAGCUAAGCUAAUUAAUGUUCUUUUGUGUAACUACUCUUAAUUAGUUGCUUCCUCAAUGCUAAUAGAAUGUUUGGUUUGCUUUCCUUUAACCUUAAA